Lottia gigantea (owl limpet) is the source of this 1860-nucleotide messenger RNA. RefSeq lists its product as hypothetical. The record is from RefSeq and is a predicted model, not a curated record. Lineage: Eukaryota; Metazoa; Mollusca; Gastropoda; Lottiidae. The transcript is spliced from 3 exons. Gene Ontology annotation, molecular function: protein binding. Bases 1 to 1860 code for a protein of 619 amino acids. Gene Ontology annotation, biological process: signal transduction.
AUGGCUACCAGGCUGAACCCAGUCAUAGAUUACAGGAUGCCUACCUUAAUCGGUAAGGCUGGAUUUAAUAUGUCGGAAAACGUUUUGACCACCAUACCACGACCACGAGGUGUGGUUCACCUAGAAGCAGCACCACCAAGAAAUCUUCGUGAAGUGAGGAAAAUGAUGAGAAAUGAAAUCAAAAUGUUAACAAAGCGACUAAUGCGUUUAGAGAGACUUUAUUAUGGUGGCCAGAAAACACUUCAUGAUGAAAUAGAAACUUAUCUGAUUCCCAUCAAAUCAGUCAUGAGAGCUGUUUUGAUCUUUGACCUUAACAAGUCUUCAAAUGUAGAUGAGAUAUUCGUUCGUGCUGGAAAACCCAAGCAAUAUCGUCCGAAUAAAAGUGAUUUGAUAGCCUUAAAGGAAGUGUAUCUCAAACUACAGACAUUUCUUCCCUCUAAAUUGUCCGAUACGAUCGCAUCUUGUGAAAAAUUAGUGACAAAUCUUGAUAAAUACUGUAUCAGUUUCUAUGAUCGGAAUUCAGAUGGAUAUCUUGGUUCAGCUGCAAAUUUCGAACUCCAAAUUGAGAAAUGGCGGAACGAAAUAAAAAAUCACAUUUCGAAUGCUAAGACUGUGUUUAUGAGGUUAAAGGGCAAUGACAGGAUUUCACUAGACACUUCACAUCUUUGUCCUCCUGUAAGGCAGUUUGCCGAAACUGCUGAUUGCUGUAAUGUAUUGUUCCUUGUAAUUUUUGCUGAUGCUGUCUCAAACAUCCGAGGUGCUCUGUUGCUGAUGAACUCAUGGAUGAAAGCAGAUGAAAAUUAUGGAUCUUAUGUUAAAGCAGAUGCUAAAGAACUUGAAAAGGUGAAGGAGCAACGAACUUGUACUCUCCGCGAAUCGAAGGACAGAUUUCAUUCGUUAACAUUCAAACUGUAUCUAGCUGAAUCUGAUCUACAGAAAAUCACAGAUGAAAGUCGUUGUGUUGAAGAGAAGCUCCAACCUUUAAAGGAAGAAGAAUUGUCAUUGAUCCAGAAAAUACGUGAACUAGACAUAACAAUAGAAUUUAAAGAGAAAAAGAUGGCCCAGAUAAGAAAAGAGAGCAGGUUAUCUGAUACAUGUGCGUUACCAGAAUACUACGAACUUAUUGAAGACGAAUUGAAGGAUUUAAAAGACAGGUUACCCAUUAUGCAGAGGCAGUUAUCUGGCAUUCAAUAUAAGAUCCACUGGUUAGUCAACAAGAAAAACGCCAGGGAUAAGCUCAAAGAUGACGUCAAGAAGCUGAAGAAGCAACUUAGCGAUGCUGAAGAACAGUUGAACUCCUCUGUCAAUAUGUUUGAAGAAACACGACAAUCUGUGGAUGUUGCUAGACGAAUUGCUUUAUGCAAAAAUACCAACGACUCGGCAGAGAAACUCUAUUAUGAUUUACCCUUUGGACCCAAGUCAGAUCGAGAUAAAUUGCCAUUGAGCGGUGGAAGGCCAAUCAAUACAGUUUGUGCAAUUAUAGCCGAUAAUAUUGAAAAAGACUGGAUGAAGCUUUAUAGAAAUCUACCAUUCGUUCCUGCUCGAGGCUGUCAUACCAUAGAAAAAGAUAUCAGCAAAAUCAACGAGUCGCGGGAAAGGGAUGAGAUAUUAGCGAAGCAAGCCUUAAAAAGAUGGCAGCGUCAUCAUACAAGAACCAAAAUUGAGGAUUUGAAAUCUGCUCUAAAGAAAAUACGCCGAUUUGAUAUUUUGAGGAUGGUAAAUGCGGAGCUAGCUAUACCAGAUAAGGAUAUCAAGGAAAGGGAUUUAGAAGAUCAGAGCGCCGAUCGAGAUCCUGAAUUGAUUCCUUAUCUGAAACAAGUUGAGCUUUUUGAUAAGCUUAGAGCUGCAGGAAAAAUCUGA